GUUUCCUUCAAAGCUUCGAAGAAACUCGUACUUGUCGUCUCGGAAGAAGGCCCCACUCGGAAAAGGUGCUUUGCAUGCAAGCUGAGUGCUGGUCUUACCGAUACUCCGACGAAACGAUGACCUGGGACCAGGCCCGAGCGUGGUGCCGUGCAUACCACGGCGACCUGGUGACCAUGAAAAACCAGGAGGAGAUCGACCAUCUCAAAACGUUGUUGGUCCCAAGGGGAGGCCGCUACUGGAUCGGGAUCCGUAAAAUCGACAACAAUUGGAAGCGGGUUGACACCAACGAGCCUGUCACAAAUGAGGACACCAACUGGGGGCGGCGGGAGCCCAACAACUAUAGAGAUCCAAGUAACCCUAACAGGAAGGAGGAUUGUGUGGAAUGGCUAUACUGGAAAUGGAACGAUUUGUGGUGCGGUUCCAAUCAUUAUGCUUUGUGCUAUGUUCCAGCUUCUUGCCAACGUCACUCAUGCGUCCACGGAGAAUGCGUGGAAACCGUACCCGGCCACAGAUGCCAGUGCACCGAAGGCUUCGAUGGAGACAAGUGUCAGCAUGCGGUUGAGUGUGACGGAAGCGAGCUGACCUCCCCUCCCAAAGGCAGCGUUUCCUGCGCUGACAUGGAUGGCAACUUCGCCUUCGAUUCACUGUGCCACUACUCCUGCGAGGUUGGAUACGAGCUCAGCGACCCGGAACCCUUGAGGUGCACUGCCACCAGAAACUGGUCACAUCCUCCGCCGACAUGUGAAGCUGUUGAGUGCAGCGAGCUGACCUCCCCUCCCAAGGGCGACAUUUCCUGCACUGGCAUGGAUGGCGACUUCGCCUUCGAUCCGGCUACGAGGUUCAGCUACGGGAACAACUGUACGUUCAGUUGCCAGGACGGCUUCGAGCUUCAAGGGGUGGUCAGCAUGGCGUGCACGCACUCCGGCGAGUGGAACGCCGCACCCCCAACAUGCGAAGAGUCCGCGUCUCAGUUGAGUGCCAUUGUGGCUGGCGCAACAAUAGGUGGCGUUGUUGCCUUGUCUGCUCUGUCUCUGCUUGUGUGGAUCCUGCGACGGAGGAGGAGGGAACCAGCCGACGACCUUGUGAUAAUGAAGCAUGUCCGACAUUGAAGACCCUCCCGCGGUACAAGAAGGCACUGACAGCCCCAUACCGGAUCGUGACAUCACCGUUUUUCUUUAAACGACAGUGACCAUGGGAUCAUUCCAAACGCUGAAUGAAACGAAAAAAAAGUAAUGUCGCUGACACGUAUUUACUCGAAUUUUGAUCACUUUUACUAUCCUCUCCUUUCUACACUGUUGCGUCUGAGUUUGAAUGUGUGCAACCAAUUAAUUAACUCAUUUAAUCCCACCUGUCACAUUUGUGAAGGGCAACAAUGAUUUCAUUUACAGAGCUCUACAAUUUUUUUGGACCGAUUACUUAAAAGGGCUACCAAUGACACCCGAUUUUGACUUAGAAAUGUCUGGGGAAAAUGUUGUUGUUGUUUUUUUUUUGUGAAUGGGUUGAAGCCGACCAACUGUUGUCCGACCCGCAGCCGGCAUCGGGGACCCCUCCCUGUCGGUGCCAUCACAACGUGCCGCCUCGGAACCUUCCCCUCGGUCAUCGGGUCCUCGACUCUCUCCCCACCAUUGGCGGGGCGCAGGGGGUUCAAUGGGCAUCAGUUGUAGCGGCGGUCGCCGGUGUUAUUGUUCAUGUGUUUCUUUUGUGACCGUUUUGAUCAAUAAAGCAACUGAA
Messenger RNA from Hippocampus comes (tiger tail seahorse), 1731 nucleotides. RefSeq names its product P-selectin-like. Lineage: Eukaryota; Metazoa; Chordata; Actinopteri; Syngnathiformes; Syngnathidae. The record is from RefSeq and is a predicted model, not a curated record. The transcript is spliced from 8 exons. Bases 75 to 1109 code for a protein of 344 amino acids.